AUGUGGACAAAAUUGGGAGUUACAGCCAUGGACCUUACAACCAAACCUACAGCCGAAACAAGAUUUUCGCUUAAAAGCUCAACCCACAUAGGUUCUAAUUUCACUACUAAGACCGGAUUGAAAUCAAUGAAAGAUAAAUCCUUAGACAAAGAACCUAUAAGCCAAGAUAUGAAGGUGUUUUUGUCGGUGGCCAUACCACUUUUAGCCUUAUUGACAAUUCUUGGAGUCCCGACUCUCAUUAUUUUGAAAAUUUAUUUGAGAGCAGGUUGGUGUAACGGUCAAGUCGAGUGCUUCUUUUAUUUCGGUGACCGGGUUCGAACUCAAAUAGAUACCCGCGCAGUGACGAGGAAAUCUGACGACCUAAGUUCCCACGGGUCUACGAUCACGCCACAGCAGGAACCGCAAAUUGAAAUAAAACCUCUAAGAAAAAAAUUUUUCAAAAUUUAA
Molecule: messenger RNA, 447 nt
Organism: Helobdella robusta
Lineage: Eukaryota; Metazoa; Annelida; Clitellata; Rhynchobdellida; Glossiphoniidae
Exons: 5
Coding region: 1-447 (148 amino acids)
Source: RefSeq, a predicted model, not a curated record